AACUAUCGGAAUGUCCCCCUCGGACCGCAGAACCUGUUUCACUGGCCUCGCUCUAAUAUGCCUGCUGAGCAGCGCGACGGCCUACAAUUACCUCCUGGUGCUGCCCACCAUCGCACGCUCGCACUACAAUGUGGGCUCGGCGCUGGCCAAGGGCCUGGCGGCCGCUGGUCACCAAGUGACACUCGUCUCGCCCUUUCCCCUAAAGACGCCCAUCACGAAUAUAAACGAUUUGCCAGUGCCGAACAUAUUAAAAGCGAUGAGCGGCGAUUUAGACAGCCUCCUUACAAAGUCGGAAAAGCCGAUAAUACAACAGAUUAUUGGAUUCUAUGCCAUGGGUCUACGCAUAACAGAAGCAUUGCUAAAGGAACCGAAAAUCCAGCAGCUGCGCAAAUCCAAUCAGACCUUCGACGCUGUCAUCAGCGAGGUGUUCCUCAAUGAGGCUCAUUUUGGCUUGGCCGAGCAUUUCAAGGCGCCGCUCAUUGGACUUGGCACCUUCGGUGCCAUUAGCUGGAACACCGAUCUGGUUGGCUCUCCUUCGCCGCCCUCCUAUGUGCCGCACGCGCUGCUCAAGUUCUCCGAUCAUAUGUCGCUGGUCGAGCGCGUCAUCAACUUUGCCUUCAUCAACUACGAAUAUCUCUUCAUGACGCUGUACUAUUUGCCGCAGCAGGAGGCGCUCUAUGCCAAGUACUUCCCCGAUAACAAGCAGAACUUCUACGARAUGCGCAAGAACACGGCGCUGGUGCUGCUCAACCAGCACGUCUCACUAAGCUUUCCCCGCCCCUACUCGCCCAACAUGAUCGAAGUGGGCGGCAUGCACAUCAAUCGCAAGCGCCAGCCCCUGCCCCAGGACAUUGAGGACUUCAUCAAGGGCGCCAAGCAUGGCGUCAUCUACUUYUCGAUGGGCUCGAAUCUGAAGAGCAAAGACCUGCCACCGGAAAAACGUCAGGCCAUAAUAGAAACCUUUGGCAAGCUGAAGCAGCGCGUGCUGUGGAAAUUCGAAGAGCCCAAUUUGCCCAAUUUGGUUGGGAAACCCGCGAAUGUCUUUAUCUCCGACUGGUUCCCGCAGGACGACAUAUUGGCGCACGAGAAUGUCAUCCUGUUUAUCACCCAUGGCGGUCUGCUCAGCACCACGGAAUCCAUUUAUCACGGCAAGCCUUUUGUGGGCAUUCCCAUCUUCGGCGAUCAGUUCCUAAAUAUGGCGCGGGCGGAACAAAAUGGCUAUGGCAGGACUGUGCACUAUGAGGAGUUGACUGCCGAGCGGCUGUUGGCAGCCAUCCAACAGCUUCUGCAAGAUCCUCAUGCCAAGCAACUGGUCAACGAGAUGUCCGCACGCUACAAGGAUCAGCCGCAGCUGCCACUGGAGCGCGCCGUCUUCUGGGUGGAGCAUGUCAGCAGGCAUAAGGGCGCAAGAUAUCUGCGCAGUGCCUCGCAGGAUCUGGACUUCGUGCAGUACCACAAUCUGGAUGCAAUGUUCAUACUCUAUGGCGGCAUUCUGUUUGUCCUCUACUGCCUGAUGCUGUUCAUACGUCUGGUGUGGCGUGCUCUGCAGCAGUUCUUCAUGGGUCGCCAGGCGGCGCAGCCUAAGCAGAAGCGUCACUAAACUGAGCUCAUACUUGAGUUUCAGACUCAUAUUCAUGUGCAUUGUUAAAUUAAAGUUGUAUGCGUGCUAGUUGGGGUUAGGAGUUGACGGUGCUACUUUGAGUGCAGCUCAUGCAAAUUUCAGUCCGUGCUGCGGUUUAGUUUGGCAGUCGGCAUCGAAAAUG
Drosophila arizonae is the source of this 1763-nucleotide messenger RNA. RefSeq names its product UDP-glycosyltransferase UGT5-like. NCBI's taxonomy places the organism in Eukaryota, Metazoa, Arthropoda, Insecta, Diptera, Drosophilidae. Gene Ontology annotation, molecular function: UDP-glycosyltransferase activity. The record is from RefSeq and is a predicted model, not a curated record.